GCAGGACCAAACAAGCGGCAACAUCCCUGAGCGCGUGCCCAGCAUCUCCGUCAAAUAACGCAGUGAUAAAAGAUAAGAUGGCCACCUCCUCCUCGUCCAAUCUUGAAGAAGACGAAAGUCUAAAAGGCUGCGAGGUUUUUGUGCAGAGACACAACAUACAGCAGAUCCUGAAAGAGUGCAUCGUCAACCUGUGCAUCGCCAAGCCCGAGCGGCCCAUGAAGUUCCUGCGGGAACACUUUGAGAAGCUGGAGAAGGAAGAAUGCAAGCAGAUCAUGGCCCGUCAGAAGUCCAACUCGCAAUCGGAUUCUCAUGAUGAUGAAGUUUCUCCUCCUCCUCCAAACCCGGUGGUGAAGGCCCGGCGCCGGAGAGGUGGAGUCAGUGCUGAGGUCUACACGGAGGAGGAUGCAGUCAGCUAUGUCAGAAAGGUCAUUCCAAAGGACUACAAGACAAUGACGGCCCUGGCCAAAGCCAUCUCUAAGAAUGUGCUUUUUGCCCACCUGGAUGACAACGAGAGAAGUGACAUAUUUGAUGCCAUGUUUCCGGUCACUCAUAUUGCCGGGGAGACCGUAAUCCAGCAAGGUGAUGAAGGAGACAACUUUUAUGUGAUUGAUCAGGGGGAAGUUGACGUGUAUGUUAACAGUGAAUGGGUGACCAGUAUUGGAGAGGGUGGCAGUUUUGGAGAGUUGGCUCUGAUAUACGGUACUCCACGAGCUGCUACAGUUAAAGCCAAGACUGACCUAAAACUGUGGGGCAUAGACAGAGACAGCUACCGGCGCAUCCUCAUGGGGAGCACGUUGAGGAAAAGGAAGAUGUACGAAGAGUUUCUCAGUAAGGUGUCUAUACUUGAAUCUCUUGAUAAGUGGGAGAGGUUGACCGUGGCUGAUGCCCUGGAGCCUGUACAGUUUGAAGAUGGAGAGAAGAUCGUAGUGCAAGGAGAACCAGGAGAUGACUUCUUCAUUAUAACAGAGGGUACAGCGUCUGUCCUGCAACGUCGCUCUGAUAAUGAGGAAUAUGUUGAAGUGGGCCGUCUGGGUCCAUCAGAUUACUUUGGUGAGAUAGCCCUGCUACUGAACAGACCUCGUGCAGCUACAGUCGUUGCCAGGGGUCCGCUCAAGUGUGUGAAGCUGGACCGGCCCCGUUUCGAGCGCGUUCUCGGCCCCUGCUCUGAGAUCCUCAAGAGGAACAUCCAGAGAUAUAACAGCUUCAUUUCUCUUACAGUCUAACUCGAUCAACUGACGUGUGUGGAGAGGUUUAAGACCUCCGUCAGGUGACUCGGGUGCCUGGUUGCAUAAAACAACUUAUGACGUAAUUCUUCAGUUUUGCUUAAAGGGAUAGUUCACCCUAAAUUUAAAACUCUUGUCAUUAUUUACUCACCCUCAGGGGCUUGGAACAACAUUGGUGAAGUAUCCCUUUAAACUGUUAGCUUAAGUAUAGUUGAGUUUCUUUGAAUGGGGUCACCUCCGUUUAUUAAAAAUAUACAGUUAUAAAGUUAUUUUAUGUAGCCAAGUGCUUAACCUUUCUGCUUUUUAUCCUUAUGUGAUUUCUUUUUUUAUGUGCACUUUGAAUCGAGCCUAUGCUGUCACAAAGCUUUCUUUCUGCAGAUAAAGGGAGGAAAUGAUGUACCCAAACAGACUGAUAUGAAACCAUCCUAAUGUGGCAUGUGUUGAAUCACACGUAAUGCAUGCAGACCAGAAAUUUUGUACACUUGUCAUUCAAAUUCAGCAUAUACGACUAUUCGAAUGAUCGAAGAGGAUGGUGAUAUUACAGAUGGCACAAGUAAAAUAUGUUUACAUUGUGGAGAGAGUGGUUUUAGCUUUUUUGCCUUUUAGCUGUUCGUUUAGUUUGCAAUUCAGGUUGUAAUCCAGCAUGGGUCAGCUUGCAGAUUUGUCACUCUGUUUGGGUGAAUUUCACAAAACCUGGCAAGAACAUGUCCGGGGUUAUAUUUAACCCCAGAAUCAAAAGAAAGAAAUAAGAAUAUAUAUUUUGUUUAUAAAAAUGAAGUCUGUUUUUAGGGCCAUUAAGAUUUUUUGCAUUGUGAGAUUCUUUUCUUGACAAUAAAGCACAUUUAACCACCUAAUAUCUCACCAUAAUACAAUAAAAAAAUAAAUCAUUCUCUUUAAAAAUGACAACGAUAUAUGUGUGUGUGUAUAUAUAUAUAUAUAGGUGCAUAUAUAUAUAUAUAUAUAUAUAUAUAUAUAUAUAUAUAUAUAUAUAUUAUGCCCUUUUCUCCCAAUAUGGAAUGCCCAAUUCCCACUACUUAACAGGUUCUCGUUGUGGCGUGGUUACUCACCUCAAUCUGGGUGGUGGAGUUGCCUUCGCUUCUGAGACAGUCAAUCCGUGCAUCUUAUCAUGUGGCGGAGACUCCCAGCACAUGGAGGCUCAUGCUACUCUCUGCGAUCCACGCACAACUCACCACGCGCCCCAUUGAGAGUGAGAACCACUAAUCGCGACCACGAGGAGGUUACCCCAUGUGACUGUACCCUCCCUAGCAACCGGGCCAAUUUGGUUGCUUAGGAGACCUGGCUGGAGUCACUCAGCACACCCUGUAUUCGAACUCGCGACUCCAGGGGUGGUAGUUAGCAUCUUUAGUCACUGAGAUACCCAGGCCUCAAUGAUAUAUUAUUUAAAUGGUUAAGUAUCUAUACAUCAUGGUAGUAUUUGUUGUACUGCCUUUAAUGUAUGCUGAUUUAAAUAAAAAUCAUUGUAUUACAGUAACUUUUUACUGUGAAUCUAGUGAAAAUCACCAUUGAGAGAAUCUAUUGAGAAGCUAAUGAGAAGUACCAUUGAUAAAAAUGGGAAUUACCAGAAAACACAAAAAGUAAAACCUCAUUCAUUUAAAUUAUUAAUUUUUAAAAUCAUUUUUAACCUGGAUUUUCUUUUAAUCAGAUAUAAUGUAUAAUUUUUUUAUUUUUUUGUUUUUAUUUUGGAGUGAAAUGUGACCGGGAUAUGUUUAUGUGAGAUUUACCCAUUUACUGAAAAUAAAUUGUUGCUGUUUUGUAGUUACAUUUUCUUCUUGGCUGUUCCAUCACCCUUAAGCUUUUUUUUUUACUUUUUUUUUUUACGCUGCACUUCUACCGCUGGAAUUAAUGGGAAGGGGGUUUGUUACAUUUUAAAACACAAGUUUUAAUAAAGAAUGGCCAUAAAAGGGGGUUUUAUGGGAUUCUCGCUCAAGUCUGAUGUGUUGAGAGUUUAUUUGAAAAUGUGUGCUGUUCCGUUUUUUUUGGAGUUGUAUUACACACAAAUGCACAUACACACACUCUUACAUGCAGAGGCCAUAAUGUGUUUACUUUAGUAGGUACUAUAAUGGAUAUGUUCCAAAAUGUAAUUAAAUAAAAAUAAUUAAAAAAACAGCUGUAUCUAGCGAGCUGCCUACCUAGACAGCAUUUUUAGGCAUCAUAGACAUUUGAAAUGUUUAAAUUCACCUAUGAUGCACAAAAAUGCCAUCUAGGUAGACAGCUCACAAGUUUUGGAGAAACAGCCAUUGUUGGUUUCUUGUUAUUUAAAGAGAGGGUGGGUUUUUGCAGUUUAGUUUUUAAAAGGAGUGUUUUUGAGUGUAUCUGAAUGAAUCUGGGAGAUUGUGCAUGCUUUGCUUCAGGGUUUUACGAAAUGAAACACACACACAAUGAACUUUACACUCAUCCUGUCAUUCUAAUCUUCUGGCCAAUAAAGAAAAGCUUCUGAACACCAUUAAAAGCCUUGUAGCUAUUUCCAGCAUCUGUUUGUCUAUUGAAAUCUGCCUUUUGAUCUUUUCUACAUCACCUUAUCAUUCUUCCUGUCAGUUUGACUCUCGUUCACUCCGGAUCUCUUUCUCUCUCCUUCUCUCUGUUUCUCUCUCUCUUCUUACUUGUACUGCCAGUCAUAUGUCAGC
Molecule: messenger RNA, 3868 nt
Organism: Myxocyprinus asiaticus (Chinese sucker)
Lineage: Eukaryota; Metazoa; Chordata; Actinopteri; Cypriniformes; Catostomidae
Product: cAMP-dependent protein kinase type I-beta regulatory subunit-like
Exons: 11
Coding region: 78-1223 (381 amino acids)
Biological process (GO): regulation of protein phosphorylation
Cellular component (GO): cAMP-dependent protein kinase complex
Molecular function (GO): cAMP-dependent protein kinase regulator activity
Source: RefSeq, a predicted model, not a curated record